AGCCGCGGGCCCUGCCUUCCGCAGCGCCCCGUCAGCGGAAGGAGGAAGCGCCAUGGCCGAUGCCUGGGCCGGCUUCUCGCAGGAGGAGCUACGGCGCCUGCGGUGUCAGCGCCCAGAUUUGUAUGAACCCUCGGAGCAGCAGCAUCGCCCCCACACUGUGAAUAAAAGUCGUAAGCAAACGCAAAGAGAAAAAGCCCUCCAGCAGCAAUGUCAGAAGCUGGGACUACAGGGUGGAGCAGCUUCUGUUCCUCCUGAGCAGUUGCUUUCUGUACCAAAGCACAAGCCUUGUCAACCUCAGCAGCCUGUGCCACCACCUCGUCCUCCUUCAGCAGGAGAUCAAAGCCAAAGUGACAACCGAGACCAGCAGAAGGAAGUGACACCAGUAGAGUCCUGUAAUGGCAGUGACAGUGCCCAGACCCGCCCUGCAAAGCCAAACUCCAAAGUGGAGAAAAAGAAAGUGGAAUUGUUAGUAAGUCGGCAGGAAAAAUCACGAUGGGAAAUCCUCCAGCAAGAGCAGCGGCUGAUAGAAGAGAAGAAUAAACGCAAGAAGGCACUCCUGGCCAAAGCUAUUGCUGAGAGAUCCAAAAGAACUCAAGCUGAAACGGUGAAGCUAAAAAGGAUUCAGAAGGAGUUGCAAGCUCUGGAUGACAUGGUGUCUGCUGACAUUGGCAUCCUGCGGAACCGCAUUGAUCAGGCCAGCUUGGACUACUCCUAUGCCCGGAAGCGGUAUGAUAAGGCCGAGUCGGAGUACGUGGCCGCCAAGCUGGACCUCCAGCACAAGACGGAGAUUAAGGAGCACCUCACGGAGCACCUCUGCACGAUCAUUCAGCAGAAUGAACUCCGCAAGGCCAGGAAGCUGGAGGAGUUAAUGCAGCAGCUGGAAGUGGAGGCAGAUGAGGAAAAUCUGGAACUUGAGAUAGAGGUGGAGCGGAUACUGCAGCAGCAGGAGGCAGAAGCAGGGAGACAAGCCAGCCAGUCACACAAUCACGCUGGGAUGGCGAAGGAAAACCCCGCUCCCGGUGUUACGGCACGGGAGGAUGAGCAUGCUAACCGUGCUGCCACUUCUCCUGCCAUUUCUGAACAGUUGGUUCCAUCUGAAACCUCUGGUACCAAAUCCCUCUCCAAUAUGGACAGCCAAACUCAAGGAGUAAGUGUGGCUCCAGGAAACUCUCCAGCCUGUUCUGAGACAUGACUACCAUCUUCACAUAAGCCAACCGGUUAUGGACGAUAUACUCUGUGGGCUUGUGUGCUUUGUCUGGGUUUCUGCCGUGCCAUUAAUAUGCACUUCAUUUCUCUUUUCUCUUAAUAUUGUUUUCAAAUUUUAGAGGCUCUUUUUUUUUCACAAGACUCUCAUUUGGGGGUCACCAUCUGUCUUCAUCAUUCUGGUUUAAGUUCAUGUUCUAAUGCCCAGCUCUUCCCGGGGCUUUGUACCUUCCUGAAACAGGAUACUUGGAAGAGAACAGUAGGGUUUUUCCAAAGGCUUUCAGUGUAUUGAUAUCGCAGAUACGUGUUCCAAGCAGUGGGCAAGAGAUACAUAUCUGCAGGAGGAAACACCACAGGUUAUUCUGCUUCUGAACACGUUCUGUCCCCUGACAACUGCGAUAGGAUGUUUGUCUUACUUUGCAUCCGUAAGGCAUUAGUUUUCAAUGGUUUUUAAUCCUAUGAAACCCAAGUGCUUACUUCAAUUAUCUUCGUAGCCGAUAUUCUUUCCUGUACCUGAUUUAAAGGAAAUUCGCCUAUUCAGGCAAAUUGCAAAGUCACUUGUAAUAUAUCCUAUUUAUCACUUUGCCUAUUUCUUCCAGAUCAUGCAAGAUCACACAAAGCUAUAUAUUAAUAACAUUAUUAUCUAUGAAAUCACAGCAGCUAUGAUUUAACAAAAAUUGUAGGUUACAUUGCGGAAGGUAUGCUGUAGAAGUAGAAACACACAAAAGAGACUGUGUUAGAAUUAAAGCUGUUCCAUUACAAACAUUUUUCUCUGAUGGAGUUGCCUCAAAGUUCCAGUAAUUAGCCAGGGAUCUUGUAAUGAGUGAUCCCCACUGUAUAUUGGAAGUGAGCCCAUUUUCAUAUAAUAGUCAGUGCAUUUUCUUGCCUGAAGAGUGGGUUUGUACCCCACAAGAAGUUCAGCUCUUUUGCUCUGGUGCUGUUGAAAGGCUUUAAAAAGCUGUUCCAGGUGGAGAAAGUCUCGGGAAUUAAACUAGAGGACGAAGGAAAACCUCCCAUGGAACGAUGCAGCUGCAAACCGUGGGGACAGUGUUCGUGGCUGUCUGCUUUGGAACAGAGGAAGGCUGCUUUCAUUGUGGAAAUGGUUUCUGUAAUACCUGCCCUGAACGUGUCAGUGUAUGAACGAGUUACUGAAUGACGCCAUCGCGUAUAUAAAUGGGACCCUGAGUGUCUCUAUGGCUUUAAUAGUGGAAAAACAUGUCACUACAUUUCAUUUUUAUUCUGUUAAUAAAUCAGUGCAUCUUCUA
Messenger RNA from Calidris pugnax (ruff), 2468 nucleotides. It is a transcript of the gene GORAB, whose product is annotated as golgin, RAB6-interacting. The transcript has 5 exons. Bases 53 to 1192 code for a protein of 379 amino acids. Gene Ontology annotation, biological process: non-motile cilium assembly. The record is from RefSeq and is a predicted model, not a curated record. Lineage: Eukaryota; Metazoa; Chordata; Aves; Charadriiformes; Scolopacidae.